AUGGGCUCAAUACCUCUGACAAAAUGCAACCGUACAGAUUCUGAGAAUAAUGCUACCAAAAAAGAUUCAUUCACGGAAGUGUUUAAUUUUGUCUCAUCAUCGGCAUAUUUAGUGGCUUUUGCUCUAUUGAACAGUGGACUGUGGAGCGACUCCCUCGUUUUUAAACAUCCCAGGUGUUAUCGCUGGAAAACUGUUGCAGUAGUUAAGCUUUACGAAGAAACUUCUGAAUGA
This is a messenger RNA of Heterobilharzia americana, 231 nucleotides long. Lineage: Eukaryota; Metazoa; Platyhelminthes; Trematoda; Strigeidida; Schistosomatidae. The record is from the annotation of a GenBank genome assembly.